Messenger RNA from Brachypodium distachyon (stiff brome), 987 nucleotides. RefSeq names its product putative cytochrome c oxidase subunit 5b-like. Gene Ontology annotation, biological process: mitochondrial electron transport, cytochrome c to oxygen. Gene Ontology annotation, cellular component: mitochondrial envelope. The transcript is spliced from 6 exons. The coding region runs from base 154 to 651 and encodes 165 amino acids. The record is from RefSeq and is a predicted model, not a curated record. Lineage: Eukaryota; Viridiplantae; Streptophyta; Magnoliopsida; Poales; Poaceae.
GAGUCUUCUUGACCUCCUCCUACCCCGUAGGCCGUAGCCUCCAUCUCCCCUCUCUCGGUCAGAUCAAAUCGAGCCUGCCCAUCUCCACUCCAUUUUAACCUUCCCCCCGAGACCGCCGCCGCCGCGACCUGAGAGCACACGCACGCAGGCACCAUGUGGCGCCGCCUCCAAACCCUAGCCCCCGCCCUCCGCCGCGCGGCCGUCGCAGCCGGCACGGGCCCCACCCCCGCCACCGCCCGCGCCGCGCCGCUCUCCACGGCCGCCGCCGCCUUCCGCCGCACCGCGCCCCUCUUCUCCGCGGACAAGCCGGCGACGCCGACCGUGGAGGACAUCAUGCCUAUAGCCACAGGGCUUGAGCGCGAGGAGCUCGAGGGAGAGCUUCAGGGGAAGAAGCGCUUUGACAUGGAUGCUCCUGUCGGCCCCUUCGGUACCAAGGAGGCACCAGCUGUCAUUGAGUCCUACUAUAACAAGAGAAUAGUUGGUUGCCCUGGUGGUGAAGGAGAGGAUGAGCAUGAUGUUGUAUGGUUCUGGUUGAAAAAAGAUGAGCCACAUGAGUGCCCAGUCUGCUCACAAUACUUUACGCUUAAGGUUAUCGGUGACCUUGGAGAUCCGGAUGGGCAUGACGAUGAUGAUGACGGUCAUCACCACUAAGGAUGCCUUGUGGUUCUGCAAAUAAGAAUUUGACGAGGCAUAUGAUUUCAUUUACACUUUCUACCACCAGACUGCUCCAUGGCAUCCUUGCUUAUGAAUAUAUACAUUUGGCCAUCAAGCAGGUGGUAGUUUUUGCCUUAGGGAUUUUGUCGAAACAAACUUUUUAAGAUUUGACCAGUGCAUUUCUUAUGGAGCAUCAUCGAAUAAAAGAUGACUGCAGAGAUGUUUCCUUUUGCUACCAGCCAUCGGUUGUGAUGGACCUGAUCUAUUCAAUCAUGCAAGCAUUUAUGUUUUUGCUGUGUAGUGUGAUGCGUAGUUUGCAAACUUCUUGCUAAA